Messenger RNA from Capsella rubella, 1011 nucleotides. Its product is annotated as NDR1/HIN1-like protein 6. Gene Ontology annotation, cellular component: plasma membrane. NCBI's taxonomy places the organism in Eukaryota, Viridiplantae, Streptophyta, Magnoliopsida, Brassicales, Brassicaceae. The record is from RefSeq and is a predicted model, not a curated record. Bases 122 to 889 code for a protein of 255 amino acids. The transcript is spliced from 2 exons.
AACUUCUUCCUUAUUGACUUUUAAACCCAUACACUUGUUCCUUAUAUUCGUUUCCCUAACCCCUAAACAAAAAUCUAAAUCUCUUCUUCUUCUUCUUUGGUAUCAUCAAGAUUCAUCAAGAAUGUCUCAACACCAAAAAAUCUAUCCGGUCCAUGACCCUGAAGCUCCAGCGGCACGACCAACGGCUCCUUUGGUUCCUCGUGGUUCAUCAAGAUCAGAACAAGGAGACCCAUCUAAAGAAGACUCUUUGAACCAAAGGCCACAACGGUUCUUGCCUUUGACUCCACCAAAGAAGAAAGGAUCAAGAAGCUGUUGUUGUACAUGUGUUUGUUACACGUUUUGUUUUCUUUUGUUACUUGUUGUUGUAGUAGGCGCGACGAUUGGUAUACUUUACCUUGUCUUUAAACCGAAGUUACCGGAUUACUCUAUUGAUCGGUUACAGCUUACCCGGUUUGCGGUUAACCAAGAUUCGAGUUUGACUACGGCUUUUAAUGUUACUAUUACUGCUAAGAAUCCUAAUGAGAAGAUUGGGAUUUACUAUGAAGAUGGGAGUAAGAUUACUGUGUGGUACUUGGAACAUCAACUAAGCAAUGGAUCGUUGCCAAAAUUUUACCAAGGCCAUGAAAACACAACAGUGAUAUACGUAGAAAUGACUGGUCAAACUCAGAAUGCAUUGAGUUUAAGAACAACAUUAGAAGAGCAACAACAAAGAACCGGGAAUAUACCGUUGAGAAUUAGAGUUAACCAACCGGUUCGGGUUAAAUUUGGGAAGUUAAAGCUCUUUGAAGUGAGGUUCUUGGUCAGGUGUGGUGUAUUUGUUGAUAGCUUGGCAACAAAUAAUGUUAUUAAGAUUCAAAGUAGUAGUUGCAAAUUUAGACUUAGGUUAUAAGUAUGUCUAAAUUUAUUUAUUUAUUUACAUUUCACUGUUAUAUAGUUCUCCUCUACACAACAUGAUUGUGUCUCAUACUCUCAGAGCUUUGUUGUAUAAAUAAAUUACUUAUUUUUGUUACA